CCUCAGAAAGAUGCAAAAACUAAUUUUCUCAGAAAUAAUGGAUACUUUAAUGAAGUUGGUGUCACACUCUCAUUGUGAUCACUGUAACUGUCAAAACUCAGUCGCAAACAGCCAAUAUAUCUUCAAGAAACCAAGUACACGUUUCUGCACUUACUGUACUUUAACCAUCAAGAAAAUAAUCUUGGGUUUUUAGUAUAUAUUUACUUUUGUUUUUGAUGCAUUGUUUUCUAACAUGGAUCCUGCUCUCACCUGAAAAUAUUCCUAGUACUAAUAAAGCCGGACUUAACUGGAUAUGGAAACAUCCACCUUUGAGUGUAUGGGCUGUUGAUAUCCAAUACACUAUUAUUCAUCCCAUCCCCAACUAUUCUGUCAACAUCAACAGAUUGUCCUCCCUGCAGCCUGCUGUCUGUACCUACUUCAUCCCCUCUCUCCUGCUCUCUGCUGAUGUACAGACUUUCUGUUCAGAGAAGGAAAGCCUGUUUGUUACGCUGGAGAGUUUCAAAGAAAGGGAGACAACCCGUCCGCUGCCCAUCUCUCCCUCUGCUACAAUUCAGCCGACAAAACAACAGAUCCCUAUCUCCAUGCAGAGUCUACUCUCCAUCACGCCGUGCACCUCCCACGCGAGUGUCAUGCAAAGUGCAGAUCGUUAGUUUUGUUGUUAUUCAUGAUUCUUUGGGCAAAGUUAUAUAGGAAGUGAUGACGUUGACCAGAGUGCCAUUUGGGCCGAUAGGAAAACAUCCAAUUAGAAAGCAAUUUAGGUUGAAAUAUACAUUUUCCACUUUCUUUAAUUUUUCAAUUAUAUUUUUUAAUGAAAAGUAGUAUGUGCAGCUGUGUGAGCAGUGACUUACUUGUAAUUUAGGUGUGAAACUAUAAUAAUCAGCCUGAAGCUGUUCUAUGCAUAAAACUAGUAGCAACCACAAGAGUUGUUUUUAUCUGCAUUUUUUUUAUUUGACUGUCUCUCUUUCUGAACUAAUUCCGUGUUAGUUUUAUACAAAUUCUGACUCCCAAGUUGCCUUCACAUUAGUUUUGUAUGACUUUUGAAGAGGAAUGAUGCAGCUAAAGAUAGUAUUUCUAAAAACCUGAUUAAAAAAUUCCUCAGUGGUAUUUGAACUGGGCAUGUUGGCUGGAUGAGAGGAGGAUGGGCUUACAGUGACAGGGGAGUAUGUGUGUGUGUGUGUGUGUGUGUAUAGAGUGGGAGGGGGACUGAAAACUACCAUCCUUUUAAAACAAGUUGUCCUGUUUGGACUUCAUUAGACCUCAUGUCAGCUCAUGAGCAGCAAGGACAAUAAUCUGGAAACAGCUAUUGAAGAUUUGUGUAUUGGACCAAAAGAUGGAGUUCUGGCCUGAGAAUCAGGGGCAAUCGCCACUAUACUCCAAAUUUGGUACUGUUCCUGGGAGAAACUGUACACAUAACUACCAUGAGAGACAUCAGGCAGCCCAUUAUCCAUUGUACUAUGGUGAACAGCAGGAUCAAGGCAGGGAGUCUAGUUACUGGACUGUACCAGGAUCAAGAACAGGAGGGGCUCCACAGGAGUACACUAACUGGACGGACCAAGAGCUGACCGCCCCUACUUCUUCUCACUUCCCUUUUAUUCUAGAUCGUCAUACUCAGCAGCACCAGGAUCUAGAAUAUCAACCGCAUGAAGCCAGAGAUAGAGAGUGGACAGCAGCUCAACGAGCAGCCAGGGAAUAUGAGAGGGGAUUUCUGAGGGAGGCGUGGCAGAGGAGGUGGGAGCCCUGUAGUCCUGUACGCUACAACAGGGAAGUUUCUACCAAGAGGAGCGACAGCAGCUAUCGAGAGCUGGAGGCUUGGGCAGCUCGAUAUAGCCAUUCACUUCCAAGGAGGAGACGUAUAGAGGCAGAGUUGAGGGGUGCCUCUCAGGGGUUGUUGGAGAGCAGCAGGGCUCCAGAGAGGGACAGCAGGAGUGGGACGGAUCCUCGAGUGGCAGCGCUGCAACAAGUCUUACAAUCUGCAAACAUUAGAGAAUCAGGACUGUGGGAUAGAGGGGGCAGACAGCAAACUCCGACUUAUUAUCCAUCACAAACUCACGCCACUGACACAAGCCACAUGCUGGACAUGAAAGAAAAGACCAGCUACCAAAGGAGGAUGUUUAGCCAACCUCCUGGCUAUAUUGCUCCUCCUCCUUAUAACAGUCCACAUAAAAGUUCACCUGUAUUACACCACCGUGAUAGUUGGGAGCAGGAAGGUAAGAGACAAACUUACUGGUCACAGCCCACACUCAGAAAACAGGACGUCUCUGUAGAUCUACAGGAUCACAGAAAAGGACAGAAACAGGACUUUACAAAACCAGAUGGGAAUCAAAAAACCUUCCCAGAGCUUGAAGAACUAAAGCAACAAAGACAGGAAACAGAUGCUUUACAGGCAAGCAGUCCUACUAGUAUCCAGAAAACAAACAUACAGCAUGAGGGUAUGUUGUCUCUGCAACAGCCAAAAGUGUUACAAGCAGUUCAGAAUAAAACGAUACAUGAGGAACCAUCCUCAAAAGUCAUUGAAGGAAGGAAGUUCAGAUUAAACAAAAAGACAGGUGGGAUGACCAUAUUCUGCUUGGUGUCUCGAAUAGCAGGCACCACUGAAACCCCAUCUUUGCCACUUUGUACCUUGCAAAGAAACAUUCAAAACACAGAAUUAGGAAGGGUUUCUGAAGGUCUAAGGGACAGCAGUGACAUUAAUAAAACACACAAACUUGCAGAUGAGGUAGACUUCAGAGCGUCAACACUCACAGAGCAGUCAAACACUUCUGAUGCGAGAAAUCUUAAAGCCAAACAGAAAGAAACACCAACCUGUGUAGAAAGUGAGAUGCUUGAGGAUAACCUAUCAAACAAACCAGAGACAGAUGCUGUUUCCCCAGAAAAAGCGAAUACAAAUGAUAAAAAUUCUACAUUUGGGUUGCUGUCAGUGCAGCCUGUGUCAGUCAAAUAUCCUUUGUGGAGGGAGCCUAGUUUCACCAGCAGGGCUGAAAGUGAGAGUUCAUCCACAUGUUUGAAAGCAAACAGUGAGGAAGGAGAAUCCGAUGUUCUGCACAGCCAAGAGGACUCUGCUAAAAUGUAUCCGAUUGACGUUGAAGUAAGGAGACUGGACAUAAAGAAAGACACAGAAUCUGAGGACAGUAAGGGUCUACUGGUUAUAGACACAACCUGUGUUGUUGUUAAAAUGGAGCUGAUUCAAUCCCCCAAGAAAGAGCAUGUUCACUAUUUCGGCUCUACACCGCACACUGAACACAGUCCACUUGAUAUUCAAUCAACCAUCUCUCCUGAAUGUGUCCAGUCAAACAGUCAGCAGAAUCGGGAUGUGACGACUGACCAAAACGCAGAAAAAAAACCCUUGCACAUUAAUGAAAGGCCUGAGACUGAACUAGAUUCGGAUCUUAUGGAGAAGAAGGCAUCCAGGGGAGAAAGUGAAAUCUCUUUUCCCUGCAUGUCCUCAUCUUCAAUUUCUGAAAGGGAAACCUUGGAGGAGCGCGCUGAAAGAAUCCUAGGAAUCUCUCUACAUGACUGCAUCACUGAGCAACAACCUGAAGAAGAUGCAAUGUCACUUCUUGACUCGUGUGUGAAGGACCAGGAAGUUGAACCUUCUCUAAUUAAAGAUAAAGACAUUGAUGAUGCAGUUGAACAAAUCCCAAACGACACAAAACAGGAGGAGCAGUCACAGAAUCAGUUAGAGGAUGGCCAAACUGAGGAUGCCAUGUGUUUGCAAGAGAAUGAUGAUGCCAAAGAUCUGGUGGUGAACGAAGGUGGUCAGGAUUUUGCAGGACCUGAGGAGGAGCUGUCUAAUAUGUCUGAAGGGAAUAACAUUGAUUCCCACCUUGAAAUCUUACCUGAAAUUGAAAUGACUGAGGAUCCUCUGCUUAAAUCUACGAGUGAAGAGGUUACAACUGAGCAGAAAGAAAAUCACCCUGUUGAAAAUGAUACCUCUUCUCAACAUCCCUCUCAGUGUCUCAGUCGAUCCACCAACCUUUCUAAUUCUUCUUCGCUUUCACCCUCUCUAGACUGUGAAGCACCCAACCCUGCUCUUUCUCUCAUGCUCUCAUCCUCCGAUCUUAUAUCUCUCUUGUAUAUCUCAGAAUCAAACAUAGCGGAAGGUCCUGAUCCUGAGUUGAUUGCCCUCAAUUCUGCAGAAAACCUAGCUCCUUAUCCUGAAACCUCAUCUCUUCCUCACACCCCAUCACAGCAACUGCCAUCUCCUCUUCCCCCUGGAUCUACUGACUUUUCGACAAGUUCCACUCCCCACACAGACCACUCCCCAAGCAAUUCUCCUCUUGAUUUAAUAGAUCAAACUGCAGAAGCAGUGUCCGGCGCUGAGGAUCAGGAUGAAAAGGGUGAAACAUCACAGAUAAUAAACAAUGAGAUCAGUGACGGCCUUGCCAAAGAUAUUACAGAGGAGCUGGUGUCACAGCAACAAUUUGAAAGUGGCCAACUAGACGAUGUUGCUUGUGUGAAAGAGAGCAAUGUCACUGAUGAGCAACAAUCAAAAGAAGCAGAUGAGGAUCAUACAGACCAUAUUCUGGAACAGACACGUCAAAUAUCCAAAGAAAAUGCAGUAGAGGUCAACAUUUUGCAGCAACAACUUGAAUGUGUCCAAGCAGAGGAUGCUGCUUGGGUAAAAGAGAGUUAUAUGACGGAAGAGCAACUACCAAAAGAUGCCGAUGAGGAUCCGACAGGUCUUUUGGAACAGACAAUAUCCCAAGAAAAUGUAACUGGCAGUCAAACUCAAACAGAAGUCAAACUUUUGCAGCAGCAAUUUGAUAAUGGCCAAGAAGAGGAUGCUUCCUGUCUAAAAAAGAGUUAUAUGACUGAAGAGCAAUCACAAAAAGAAGCAGAUGAGGAUCCUACAGAUGAUGUUAUGGAACAGACACGUCAAAUAUCCAAAGAAAAUGCAGUAGAGGUCAACAUUUUGCAGCAACAACUUGAAUGUGUCCAAGCAGAGGAUGCUGCUUGGGUAAAAGAGAGUUAUAUGACGGAAGAGCAACUACCAAAAGAUGCCGAUGAGGAUCCGACAGGUCUUUUGGAACAGACAAUAUCCCAAGAAAAUGUAACUGGCAGUCAAACUCAAACAGAAGUCAAACUUUUGCAGCAGCAAUUUGAUAAUGGCCAAGAAGAGGAUGCUUCCUGUCUAAAAAAGAGUUAUAUGACUGAAGAGCAAUCACAAAAAGAAGCAGAUGAGGAUCCUACAGAUGAUGUUAUGGAACAGAUACGUCAAAUAUCCAAAGAAAAUGCAGUAGAGGUCAACAUUUUGCAGCAACAACUUGAAUGUGUCCAAACAGAGGAUGCUGCUUGGGUAAAAGAGAGUUAUAUGGCAGAAGAGCAACUACCAAAAGAAGCUGAUGAGGAUCCGACAGGUCUUUUGAAACAGACAAUAUCCCAAGAAAAUGUAACUGGCAGUCAAACUCAAACAGAAGUCAAACUUUUGCAACAGCAAUUUGAUAAUGGCCAAGAAGAGGAUGCUUCCUGUCUAAAAAAGAGUUAUAUGACUGAAGAGCAAUCACAAAAAGAAGCCGAUGAGGAUCCAACAGAUGAUGUUAUGGAACAGAUACGUCAAAUAUCCAAAGAAAAUGCCAUAGAGGUCAACAUUUUGCAGCAACAACUUGAAUGUGUCCAAACAGAGGAUGUUGCUUGGGUAAAAGAGAGUUAUAUGGCGGAAGAGCAACUACCAAAAGAAGCUGAUGAGGAUCCGACAGGUCUUUUGGAACAGACAAUAUCCCAAGAAAACGUAACUGACAGUCAAACUCAAACAGAAGUCAAACUUAUGCAGCAGCAAUUUGAUAAUGGCCAAGAAGAGGAUGCUUCCUGUCUAAAAGAGAGUUAUAUGACUGAAGAGCAAUCACAAAAAGAAGCCGAUGAGGAUCCUACAGAUGAUGUUAUGGAACAGAUACGUCAAAUAUCCAAAGAAAAUGCCAUAGAGGUCAACAUUUUGCAGCAACAACUUGAAUGUGUCCAAACAGAGGAUGUUGCUUGGGUAAAAGAGAGUUAUAUGGCGGAAGAGCAACUACCAAAAGAAGCUGAUGAGGAUCCGACAAGUCUUUUGGAACAGACAAUAUCCCAAGAAAACGUAACUGACAGUCAAACUCAAACAGAAGUCAACCUUUUGCAACAGCAAUUUGAUAAUGGCCAAGAAGAGGAUGCUUCCUUUCUAAAAGAGAGUUAUAUGACUGAAGAGCAAUCACAAAAAGAAGCCGAUGAGGAUCCUACAGGUCUUUUGGAACAGACAAUAUCCAAACAGGCUACAGACUCUCAAACUCAAAUAGAGAUCAAAAUUUUGCAGGACACUGAACCACAGACUGAACCUUCUAACUCUUCUCCUCCUAUACCUUCAGACUCAGACUGUGAAGCGCCUCAACCACCUUUGUGGUGUGAUGUGCUCUCACCCUCCGAACUUCCUUCUCCACCAGAUACAUCACACAAGUCAGACACAGAGUUUGUUUCUCUUUUGGAAAUGGACUCAGUCUGUCCCUCUGCUCUAAAUCCUGAUGUUGCUCCUGCUGCUGGCAUCCCAGAAACUCUUCAUCUGGACUCUUGUGAGGAAUCCCUUCAGUUCUCAUCUUCCUCUUCCUCUGAUUCACCCUCAGUCCUGCUUCCUAGCUCUACAACUCCUCCUUGGCAGCAGGGAAGUGGAAGUGUUUCCUCUGACUUACCGUUCAAAGAAGAGCCCCAGUAUCCCAAGUCCCUUUGGGAUGCAGUAAAUCGCAUUAGAAAACAUACAGCGCCUGACUCUGAGAAUGAGGAGGAGGAAGUGGGUGAGCUGUGGGAUCCAGAGAGUGUAGGGGAGGACUUGGGUUUCUCAGAUGUGGUAGUGGACAUGAUUUCUGAGAAGAUAGUCUUUGAUGAAGCAAGGCAACAGGAGGUUUUAACAGAAGGAAGUGUUGAGGAUGUAGAGGUGGGACAAAUCCAGCAGUAUCCAUAUCAUGAAGAGCUAUGUGGAUAUGCUGAAGAAGACACACUGUCCUGCAGCAGUGCCAGCAGCCACGGCUCUGGGGACACUGUUAUUGUAGCAGAUGAGGACGAGGUUGAGGAAACGCCACCUGAUGCUGGGACAGAAAGCAAGACAGAGAAUGACUUGGCUGAAGGAGAGCAAUGCUGCUCUGGUGAAGUAAAAGAUGAGACUGCAUCUAAGGAAGAGGAGGAUGAUGGAAAUGAGCGUAUAACAAAUGAGUUUAGUCAGAGUGAGGAUGGCCUGGUUGAGGUGGCAAAUAUAAUAACCAAGGCAGUGGAAAUGACGGAAACAGAGCAAAUUGAAAAAGAGGAGGAGGUUUUUGUGCCCUCAGAGGUCUCAAAUGAAGGAAUGACUGAAAGUGAGCCUGUAAAAUAACUGGAUAAACAAGGAACGCUGGUCCGACAUGUUUAAUUAAACAUCUCACAACAAUGUACUAUUUAAAUUUGUAUUAUGCCUUAUAAUGAAUGGAAGUAAUUUCCUCAAUAACAUUUUGUAGCUGAUAUUUUCACAAAGGCUAAUAUAUUUUUUAGUUUCAGCGUAAUCUUAGAGCUUUUAUUUUUGAUGGAUAAGUGAUGUAGGAAUUUGACUAAAAUAUCCAAACCAACUGUUUAUUUGACAAACCUAUUCGUGUAAAACUGAUCUUGUCAUAGUUUUUCUCCAAAUCUUAAUUUCUAUUUAUCUGCUGUUUCUAUAGAGUUUAAGGUAAUAUUUAGCUGUGAUAUUAUGAAAGUGGAUGUAAUAAAAGAUUUGAUUAUUUGGAAUGAUUUCAUGGUGUGGUGAUGUUUCUGGCAAAAAUCAAGCCAUUGUUCUGUAUUGUAAGUAAAUAAAAUGGAGUGCAUUAUCAAAAUGCUGUGGAAAGUUCAUAUUGUGUCCUUUUAAAGGACAUCUUGUCUUGCGGUGAGUGCGCUUUGUUAGCUGCUGUUUCCAAGGUCAAGAAUGAACUUUCAAUCUCAACAUUUAUGCCAACGUGGACAGUAAGUCAUUAAAAUUUUAAAAUGUUAAAUCCCAUGACAACUGUACAAACUCCACCUGCUGAGGAAGAUUGUGCGAUACAAUCGAAACCUCCAGACAAAAACGUUUUAAAAUGCAAUUUUUCUAGUGAUGAUAUAAAUACUGAGAAAAGUCUUUUUAAAAACUGGAAUACACUUCUUAGUUCAAUAUGUAAUUUCCCUCAUGGUCUUCCUACCUACGUAUCAGUAUUUUCAUUUUUGUCCUCUCCUCUCAACGAAAUGUGUCCAACAAUACAUUGAAAAAGUUAUGUAAAUGUGCCAACACAACAAAGAUUCUGGGUGAAUUCUGUGUCACUGCACUACACUAUGUGACAAAUUGUGUAAUUGACUGAUCUUAAAUGAUUAUUAUCAGACUGUUACCUCAUUUUGGCUUUUUUAGAAUAAUAUGGAUACUGUAAUUACAGGCAACGAGAGGCAAAGCUAUUUAAAACAGAAUUCAGCUCAUUGCUUGCUUUGAUUUUCUGUCAGCUUGAUAUGGGACUUACAUGCAAACAUCAGAAUAUACUGGUAUCUAACAUUUUAUUGACGCCAAUUCAUGAUUUAACUGAUGGAUGAUUGAGGAUCUAUGACUUAUAGUUUAGAAAAAGGUAAACUUGUGUUGAUGUUGCCCAAAUAUAUUUCUAUUGAUUAAAGACAAAACAGAUGCAGGAAACUUACAGAAUUUAUAU
Messenger RNA from Siniperca chuatsi (mandarin fish), 8627 nucleotides. RefSeq names its product A-kinase anchor protein 12. The transcript has 3 exons. Bases 1331 to 7324 code for a protein of 1997 amino acids. NCBI's taxonomy places the organism in Eukaryota, Metazoa, Chordata, Actinopteri, Centrarchiformes, Sinipercidae. The record is from RefSeq and is a predicted model, not a curated record.